GCGGCGGGCGGACGGGGCGGGCGCAGGCGGCGCAAGCCGGGCGCCGAGGACAAGGGGCCGCGGGCAGGGCCGGCCGGCCGGCGGGCGGAGCGCCGCCGCCGACGCACACGAGGUGACCAGGCAUUGAUGCACCCCCAGGGAGGCCACGCGCUCAAGGAGGCCACCCCCGCUGGCUGCUGCUCACAUGGUUUCUGGGCCCCUGGCACUACGGUGGUACGCGUGGGCAGGGCGAGGGGACAUGGGGCCCGACAUGGAGCUGCCCAGCCACUCCAAGCAGCUCUUGUUGCAGCUGAACCAGCAGAGGACAAAGGGCUUUCUGUGUGAUGUCAUCAUCAUGGUGGAGAACUCCAUUUUUCGGGCCCACAAGAAUGUUCUGGCUGCCAGCAGCAUCUACUUCAAGUCCCUAGUCCUGCACGAUAACCUCAUCAACCUGGACACGGACAUGGUCAGCUCCACGGUGUUCCAGCAGAUCCUGGACUUCAUCUACACGGGCAAGCUGCUGCCCAGCGACCAGCCAGCUGAGCCCAAUUUCAGCACUCUCCUCACUGCCGCCAGCUACCUCCAGCUGCCCGAGUUGGCAGCCCUCUGCCGUCGUAAACUCAAGCGAGCCGGCAAGCCCUUUGGCUCCGGACGGGUGAGUGCCACCGGCAUGGGGAGGCCUCCCCGCAGCCAGCGGCUGUCCACAGCCUCUGUCAUCCAGGCACGGUAUCCGGGGCUCAUGGACGGACGCAAGGGGGCCCACACCCCCCAGGAGCUCCCCCAGGCCAAAGGCUCGGAUGACGAGCUCUUCCUCGGAGGCUCAAGCCAGGAGGGCGUGCAUGGCCUGAGCCGGGCCGUCUGUCCCACCAGUGGGGAGGCUGGCCUGGGCAGCUGCAGCACCAAUGGGAGCAGUGGGGGCUGCGAGCAGGAGCUGGGCCUGGACCUGUCCAAGAAGAGCCCUCCCCUGCCCCCUGCUACCCCCGGUCCCCCCCUGACCCCAGAAGACCCGGCCCAGCUGAGUGACAGUCAGCAUGGCUCGCCCCUCUCAGCCUCUGCCCCUCCUGUUGCCAACAGUGCCUCUUAUGCUGAGCUGGGGGGCACCCCCAAUGAGCCCAUGGAUCUGGAGGGGUCUGAGGAUAACCACCUGAGUCUGCUGGAGGGGCCUGGUGGGCAGCCCCGGAAGAGCCUGCGGCACUCAGCCCGCAAGAAGGAAUGGAGCAAGAAGGAGCCUAUGGUGGGGUCCCCCUUUGAGCGGAGGGAAGCGGGGCCCAAGGGCCCUUGCCCGGGGGAAGAGGGCGAGGGGUUAGGGGACAGGGUUCCCAAUGGCAUCCUGGCCAGCAGCGUUGCGGGGAGUGGCCCCAGUGGGCCUUACACGGAGCCCCCGUACUCCUGCAAGGAGGAGGAGGAGAAUGGCAAGGAUGGAAGUGACGACAGCGGGCAGAGCGGGAGUGAGGGGGGCAGCGGCCAUGCUGGUACCCACUACAUGUACCGGCAGGAGGGCUACGAGACGGUGUCCUAUGGGGACAACCUGUAUGUGUGCAUCCCCUGCGCCAAAGGCUUCCCCAGCUCUGAGCAGCUCAAUGCCCACGUGGAGACACACACAGAGGAGGAGCUGUUCAUCAAGGAGGAGGGUGCUUACGAGACAGGCAGCGGGGGCGCUGAGGAGGAGGCUGAGGACCUGUCGGCGCCCAGCGCGGCCUAUGCUGCUGAGCCCCGGCCCUUCAAGUGCUCCGUCUGCGAGAAGACCUACAAGGACCCUGCCACGUUGCGGCAGCACGAGAAGACACACUGGCUGACUCGGCCCUUCCCCUGCAACAUCUGCGGCAAAAUGUUCACCCAGCGCGGCACCAUGACACGUCACAUGCGGAGCCACCUGGGCCUGAAGCCCUUUGCCUGCGAUGAGUGUGGCAUGCGCUUCACCCGCCAGUACCGCCUCACUGAGCACAUGCGUGUGCACUCGGGCGAGAAGCCCUAUGAGUGCCAGCUCUGCGGAGGCAAGUUCACCCAGCAGCGCAACCUCAUCAGCCACUUGCGCAUGCAUACUUCCCCCUCCUAGCUCCUAGAAGCCAAAGACCCUUCUCCCCGGCCCAAGGGUGCCCUCUGCAGACUCGCCCUCGGGAGCCAACGGAAGGAAGAAAGAAAGAAGCACGGAGGCCAGGCAGGAGGGGCCAGGACCCCCAGGUCCCACAGCGGUAGCUCCUGGUGGCACCUCCAGCCAGCCCCCCCCCCCCCACACCCAGAGCUUUAAUGGACAGUCUGUACCAAGGGAAGAGAGAGGAGGGAAGCCGAUGGGCCCAAGCUCCGCAUGUGCAUUGCUGGUGUGCAGUCUACCUCCCGAUUCCGCCCAGGCCUCUGGCUCCCCGAGACGGCCACUGCGGGGCCCGUGGGAGUGGGUCAUGGGGGUCUUGCUGGGAUCUGGCCCGUUUCCCGCAGGCCGGGUCAGAGCAGGGGGCAGUGGGGGCCUCCCUCUGCUGGGGAGGAGCAGGGCUGCCCCGUGGCCAGGGGCGGUGUCUGUGUGCAUGCACGAGUGCUUGUCUGUGUGCGGGCCACCCUGGCUCUUCGGGGAAUGGUGCUGGAGGGGAGGGGACAGAGCCCUCCUUCCUGGAGCCAGGGGUCACUGCUCACUGGCGCUGGGACAGUCAGGGGGGCCCCCACCGCCUACCUCUCCACAGCUAAAGAGCCCUCUGGGCCUAGGUUGCUGUUAUUCCUACUGAUCUGUUCCUUUUUUCUUUUUGAAUUUUGUUUUUUAAACCAAAACUAACAAGAGUUUAUUUUCCUCCCGGCCCCUCGGGGCUGAGCCUGGGUCUGCAGACUGAAUGUACAGGGGCAGCUGCCGUCCUGCCCCCGCCCCGGCUGAGGGGCGCCCACCCCUCCAGGCCCCAGAAGCCCUUCUAGGCCAAAGGCUUCCCUGGGCCCCGAGCCCCGCCUCGGCUGCCUCAGGAGAGAGAGUGAUUUACCUAUAGUUUCCGAGGAAUAUUCUUUGUUUAGAGGUACUUCUUUUUUAUUAAGAGAAAAACCAGUGUAAUGUUUAUGUGAAUGUUUGAACUGGAAGGUCUGGGACUUGUGGGGGGAGGGGGGAGGCUGGACUCAAUGCCAGAGCCGUCGGUACUCUUCUUUUUCAUUUUCUGUGUGUGUGUGUGUGUGUGUGUGUGUGUGUGUGUGUGUGUGUGUGUGUGGUGUGCUUGGUGCGUGUGGACAGAUAUUGCGCUUUCCUUCCUUCCUUCCCAAUCAAGGUGGAGAGACUUCUGACCUUUUGCUACCUCUUGAAUUCAUGAGAACAGUACGUUGGUGACUGGCAGUUGAGGCCGUGACACUUGUUUUCCUCCUGUUAGUGUGCAUAGGAAGACGCGCGUUUGAGUGAGCCAGGCUCUGCCUGGCCCAGGUGGCCCUACUGGGCCCUCCACCCCCAGUGCUCUUAGAGGGGAGCUCCUGCAGCUGCUGAGUCAGCUCACAUGUGUCUUUACCCCCAGAGCAUGCGGCUAGCUGUGUCCACCCUGUGGGUGUUCUGAGUCCGUUGUGAAGUGUCAGGGAGCCUGCGUGUGCGCCUCUGAUCUGGGGCUGGGUGAGGCAGGUGAGUGCUCCAGCCCCAUGGGAGAUCGGGGCCUGGAGCCAGCUCCCUGCAGUUCCCUGCCAGGGCCAGGAUGAGGUGGAAGUGAGCCCCCCCUCCAUCCUGUCUCCUGGGCCUGCAAGAGCUGAGACUUGGGAGAGCAGCAACCCCCCAGCCAGUGCAGAGGCUUAGGGAGGCACUGGCCAAAGUGAUGUAUACCCUCCUUGGGGACAGGGAGAGGUUACCUACCCUGCUUUGGCACCUUCUCUGAGCAGUCCUGGCUGCUUUGGCAAGAGGCUGGCUGCCACCCAUUGGCUCAGCCCUGUCUGGAGUCCCACCCUUUACCCCUCAACCCUCACCUUGGGGUUUCUCUACCAGCCACAGGACCUCUCCAUGGGCUGGGAGUCGGGCUCACAAGGCCAGACCAAGGUUGCCGUUGGUCCCACUGUCCUCAGCUGACUGGAGCCACAGGAUUAGGCCAGCAGCUUUAUCUUCAUUUUGCUUCAUGCUUUUCUUUUUUUUUUUUUUCCUUUCUACUUUACGUUCAGACCAAAAAAUUCCAGAGUCAUCCUCUACCCUCACCCCUCCAGAGACCCUCCAGCUGAAAACAGCCUGAGUUCAGGGACCCGAAUGGUGAAGGGUGUGUUUUGCAAGUGAGGGCUUCUGGCUGAGCCCAUCUCAAGGCACCCCCAGCCCCAAGCUGGAUCUUCUUCCCUAUGGGUGGGAAACAGAGCACUAGACCUAGUGUCUUGUGUUCCCACAAGUCAGGUGAGGAGGCAUGGUGCUUUCCAGGCCCCUCUGCCCUCCUGACCCCACCCCACUCCAUCAGCACUUAAGCCACACGACACAAAGUCUGUACCACACGGGAGUUUUAUGUGCGCCUGGCCUGUGUGUGGCCUCUCGAGCCGUGGGCAGCCGCAUCCAUGAGGUGACCCGUGAGAGUAGGUAAUUCAUUUGCAGAGCUUCAGGGACUGGGCGCAAAGGCCCCUCACUCAACGACGUUCGUGCGACAUAGUAUUGUACCCACCUGAGUAUUGUAUCGAGCCUUUUCUGUAUUUUAACAAGAAAGCAAAACACUAGUUUCCUAUUUAAGAUUUUAAGGGUUUGUGGGUGGGGUGGGACUAACACAACACUUGGUUUUGUUUUCUUUUUCCUUUGAUUUCAUGUGGAGUGUGUGCUUGCGAAUGUGUGUGUGGAAAUGUGUUAAGAGCCUCACAAGGAAAUUAGGCCGUUGGAGGCCAAGGGCGGCUUACAGUUCUCUGCUUUAGUCACUUAAUUCCUGAAUGUUUCGGAGAAACAGGAAACAGAAAAUAGCAGAUGUCAUGUAGGAAAGAGAGGAUAAACAAAAAAAAAAAAAAAAAAAAAAAAAAAAAGCUCAUACCCAAAUUCACAAAACCUAUUUUUUAAACCAAAGCACAUUUUGAAUGAGUAUGGAACCUCAAUGGGCUCAGAAAAAAAAAGAUACUAAUAUAUUUAUCUCAUUGUUUACAUAAACUUUUACAGUUUCAGACCUCAGCAGCUGUAAGGCUAGUCCCAGUGAAUCCCCACCUUCCGCUGGAGGCCCUUCUGAGUUGGCUCACGGGCAGAGGGGCAGGCCUGGAGGCCCCCCAGAUUCACCUGAGCCCUCCUCCCCAGCCUGAGGCCUCUCAAAGCCCAGCUGGCACCAAAGAGCUUGGGCCGAUGCUGACUGCCCCCCAGGCCUCCUGGCCAGACCUCAGAGGUCCUGGCUAGCUGGCACAGCAGGGGAUGGCCGUCAGCUCUGGUCACAGGACCCGAGUCUGGGGUUGGGCCCCAGGAUGGAGGGUCCCCCACUCUGCCCGUGACCCUCGUGGUGGGUUGAUGUGAGGGUCCCUCUCAAGCCAAAAAGCCGGGAUCUUUGCACAGCUCAGUUAACUCCAGUGGGUCCCCACCCCCAGGGGACACUCCCACCCCCGGCAGUGGGGGGGUGCUUCCUGGGCUGGUCCUUACCAACACAGACGGUGCAAACACUCUGAACAGUGUUGUUUUUGUAUCAAUAUGUUUGUGCAGUGAUGAAUGUAUUUAUUUCUCAGACUUGGGGCGAGUGAGCGGCUGGCUCCGCCACCGCUCGCUCCCACCAGACCGAGCCAUCGCAAGGGCUCCUCCAGGAUUGCAAAAAAGGUAAAAAAGAGAAGAUGAACCUUUAAGCAAAGAAGAAUCUCAGAGACUCGCAGCAUAGCCAUACACCUCAGCCUGUGAAAUGAACAAUUCGGACCCAGACUGACUUGGAACCUCACGCAGCCUUGUGUGUGUAUUUCCCGUUCGUCACCACUCGGGGGCGCUGGGCUGCCCCGCUAUGCUCCCACCCCCACCCCGUCAGUAUUCACUGGACUGGACCGCGUGCAGGAGUGCGAUCUGGGCCGGGCUGGCUGGGCAGGCAGACCCUACCGCCCUCCCCACAGCCGUCCUGAGUGGGGGAGGCCUGGGCAGCCAGGAGGCAGGGCUCAGGGAAGGGGGGGGGGGCUGUAUCCGUCCACCCCCUUGGCUUGGGGAGGAAAGCAGAGGUACCGGGCCUCCAGAGAACAGACCAGGGAUCUCAGCCCUGUUGUACCCCUAGAAGGGACCAAGGCCCUUGCUCUUCGCCAGAGUCACGUUGGGGCAGACAUUACUGAACCUGUGAACUGAUGCCAGGAGUGCUAGGAUGGAGAGAGGGACCUACUCAGCCUCAGUGUGACAUUCCAGAUCAGGGGGUGGAGGUUCGCUGUGGGAAUGGAGGCUGCCCAGGCCCCCGUUCCUAGGACGCUUCUCCCCUGCCAGCUUCAGUCACCCACUUUAAUUUUUCUACCGGGAACCCCUCCCCCUACCUCACCUUGCUAUUUAUUGCUGUAAUUUAUUGACCUCAAAAAUGCUGCAUAACAGACCUCACUUGGGGCAGGGAGGUUCCCCAGGGCUCCCCCCCUCCACUUGGUGGGGCCCCGUGGGGCCAGGUGCUGAGGGGAGCCUCUCUGUAUCCCACCCAUCACUUGUUUUCCCCCUCCCCCCUUGGGGGACCCCAGGUUGGGCACCUGCCCAUUCGCAAAUACCUCGAGGGGGAGGGGGAGGGAUGGGGUUAUAGCCGUUUUGUUUAAUCGGAGAAGCGGGAUCACGUCCUACUCUUAUUUCCUUCCCGGAAGGGGGAGGGGCACCGUGAUCGCACUCCUGUACUGGCCACCGCCGCUAUCCGUCUUCGCAUCGAGUUCACUUCCUUUGAGAGUUUGGAUAAAUUCAGGUCAGAGCUGCAGGUACGCAGCCCACAAGUGUCAUAGAAAAAGCAAUUCACCGACGACUGAUCUCUCCAUUCAGAAGCGUGCAGUCUUAAUGUACAGUGAUAAGAAACUGUUAUUUUAUGAUCUUUUCAUUAAAAGCUUGAUUGAAAACUA
Felis catus (domestic cat) is the source of this 6903-nucleotide messenger RNA. RefSeq names its product HIC ZBTB transcriptional repressor 2 (gene HIC2). Gene Ontology annotation, biological process: regulation of transcription by RNA polymerase II. Gene Ontology annotation, cellular component: nucleus. The coding region runs from base 185 to 2035 and encodes 616 amino acids. Gene Ontology annotation, molecular function: protein binding; DNA-binding transcription factor activity, RNA polymerase II-specific; RNA polymerase II cis-regulatory region sequence-specific DNA binding. The transcript is spliced from 3 exons. NCBI's taxonomy places the organism in Eukaryota, Metazoa, Chordata, Mammalia, Carnivora, Felidae. The record is from RefSeq and is a predicted model, not a curated record.